AUGACUGUUGAUGUGCUCAUCGGCUAUCUUUUCUCCGGACUGGAUUGCCUUUAUGGUGGUAUUUGGUAUUACAGUGACGAACUACGACAAGGACAAAUGGCAGCCAGCUAUGAUUCUUUGGUUACCAAUUUUAGCAAAGAAAUGUUAUCCUUCUCCGACUUUCCGUUUCCCAAGGAAUGGCCGCCUUUUAUUCCUCAUAAAAGGGUACAUCAAUAUUUGCACAGCUAUGCAGAACACUACGAUUUGAAGAAAUACAUCAGAUUUAACCAAGAUGUGCUUUCAAUAGAACAAUCGGGCGAUGGUAGAUGGAAUGUUUUCUCAACCAACAAUGAUGGCAAGUUGCAAGAAACAUUCGACCAUUUGAUGGUGUGUACUGGAGUGUUCAACAAAAUACAUUACCCAUCAUACCCUGGAUUGAAUAAAUUUGCGGGAAUACAGAUGCAUGCAAAUAAAUACCGAAACACAACUGGGUUAACUAACAAACGAAUUGUUGUUGUAGGUGCAGGUUCCUCAGCUGGAGAUAUAGCAUGUGAACUUGCCAGGAGUGGAUCUACUCAGGUAUACCUGAGCAUGCGCAAUGGCACUUGGGUAAUUCCCCGCACCGGCCCGGAUAGUUAUCCAUAUGAUAUGCGAACGUUUUCAAAGUCCGCCAUGAAUGGCUCUACACAAACCGUAGCGUCGACAUUAGACAAACUUGUGAGACAAAAUAUCCAAGACUACAAACGUCUAGGCUGGGGUAAUCUGUUGCAUAACUCCUUUCGCUGGACUAAACGCUACCCCAUCGGGGCAAUCUCGGAUUCGGACCCCAAUUCGUGGGACGAAACCAGAAGUCCCCGACCGGACCCCAAGGCUCCUUCCCCGGACCCCGGUACCACAAACUUCUGUUUUGCCAGCCGGGUGAAGGGGGAUGGCCGCGUUCCAUGGUCAUUCUCAUCGACUCAUUCUGAGACUAUCCAACAUGCUCUGAGAGCAAAGUUGCGACCAAUAAAUGUCCUUGAAUUUGUGGGCGCCACACUGGAGCGCAUUCUUGUGCGCGCCCAGGACUCUGAGACCUCAGAUGCAGAACGCACUCGCCUCCUAGAGCAGGUGACACAGUUAAUGGUAGGCCACCGUAUGGCUAUGUGCGAUAUCCUCCAGUGUCAUAUGGCUCUCUUGGCCGGGGCUACUACUGUGCAGCGAGACACUGUUUUAGACGCGUGUGUUUUCGCCGGCGAACUGAGUCAGGGGGUACGUCACCACCUCAGUUACGCAGACUGGACAAACCAGAUGGUCCAAGUCGAAUCCGCUAGCCAGUUGGCCGCUGCCAAGGGUAAACUGAGGGCGCCCCAGGCACAGAAAGCACAACGCUCUAGGACUAGCUCCACUAAACAGAGUCGGCCAGGAGGCAAGCACUCAUACCCAUCCGCGGGAGGGAAGUGUAGCGGCGCGCCACCAGGAAAGAGGGGACCAGGUGGUGGCUCCUCCUCCUCCUCCUCGGGCGGUCAUCAUCCCCGGCAGCGGGACGGCGAUGACAUGAAGCUGUAUAAAUACGUAUUUCUAGUCCGUAUGGAAAACCCAGAGAAACUUGCUGUAAUUGGCAUGAUAGCUCCAUUUAGUACUGUGUGGCCAUGUAUGGAACUCCAAGCCAGGUGGGCCACAAGAGUGUUUACUAAGAAGCUGAAUUUACCGAAGAAAGAAGAGAUGCUUGCGGACAUUGAAACUAAGCCAAAAUAUAGCAGACGCUACUGUUUGAUAAACCCAUAUGUAUACGAAGACGAGAUUGCCGAAUGCAUUGGUGUGAAACCUUCAUUCUGGAAACUGCUGCUCUCUGAUCCAAAACUGGCCAUGGCCGUCCAGUAUGGGCCCCAACUAUCUUACAUGUAUCGCUUGCAAGGCCCUGGGAAAUGGGACGGCGCACGUGACGCCAUAUUAAAUGCACGAGAUAACACAGUGUCGCAUAUGGCUUCGUACAGAUCAUAG
Molecule: messenger RNA, 1959 nt
Organism: Saccoglossus kowalevskii
Lineage: Eukaryota; Metazoa; Hemichordata; Enteropneusta; Harrimaniidae
Product: dimethylaniline monooxygenase [N-oxide-forming] 2-like
Source: RefSeq, a predicted model, not a curated record